CUCACAUACACCCUUAAUGAAAGCCUUCGAACACAAGUUUUUGUUCUUCAAUAUUGCUGCAGAGUUUGUAUGGAAGUGAAAGAGGUGUGUGUUUGGGAAAGGAGAGGAGGAGCCAGUGUAACCUUGCAAUGAAUCUAUUGCAUUGAAAGGCAGGCUCUUUAAACACAUGCACAGACAACUCAGCAUAUGCUACUAAGCACUUUGUUGAUAUUUAUUGUAGGCGUCGCACAUGUACUAAAAGUGGGUCUGCUGCCUUAGAAUCUAAAGGGCGAACAGCAAAGAUCACACACACUGCUCCCAGACAAGAUGAUGAACGGAUUUUCCACCGAAGACUUACACCGGGAAACCGGAUCAGAGCUGGCCUCCCCGACUGCAGCAGUGACACCCGUCACGGGUGUGGGUCCCACUAAUGGGCAGCUCUGCUGUCUGAGGGAUGAAGGAGAGAGGUGCAGCCGACCUGCGGGCAAUGCCAGCUUCAGCAAGAGGAUCCAGAAAAGCAUUGCCCAGAAAAAAGUCAAGAUUGACUUGGACAAAACAGUGAGUACUUCCCAUUCUGCACUAUGACAAGAGUACAGUACAGUAACACAUACAGAAAGUCCCUAUUGUAAUUGCAGUACACCCACAAAUCUGUAAACAUAUAGAUUGCUUUAGCCAACUUGUCUGUCUCUGGUUUAACCUUUUGCAGGCUGAGAGGCAAGUUCCAUCCUAUUUUAUCUUUAUAAAAAAAAUUUUUUUUUUUUAAAUGUUCAUAGACACGUUCAGAAAAAUGUAUCGCUGUGUAUUUGUUAGUUGUGUAACACACUGUUUGAUCAGGUUAACCAUGCUGUCUGCGAUUUGUCCGUGUUGUCAUGAGAUCUAGCCCUCUGCCAUUGUGCAGUGUUGCUCAGAGCUGCUUUCAUUUUCCUGUCUGCAAUGUAGACAUGAGGCCAGCAGUCGGUAUCAACAACAAAGUAGCCAACUCGCAUCCGCAUUGCAUGAGUGAUGUGUUCUGAUCAUGGAACCCAACACACACAGAUCAUCCCUCGUUCCAUCUACCGCACUGUUUACUGGUGUGAGGAUAAGACUCCAUGAUCAGCAAGAAUGUUUAUCCUAACACCUGUUAAUAUUUGGAAUAUCAAACUCGGUACAGUUGUUGCUAUGCAAUUACAGCCUGACACCAUAUCUUGUCACAGUGCUAUAAAUUCAACUCCUCGCAAUGCUUAUUGACACGAGUUGCUGUGUUUUUGCUUGUAUGAAAAAUGGAGUUAAAUCGGUGCAGUUGUGUGUACUCGGCCAUGGGUAUGGUUGACACCAAUCUCGCCUUCAGUGCAGUUAUUCCUUUGUCUGUAAAGCUGCCACGAGUCAGACCCCUGGAGUCUGAUACUUUCAAGUUGGUUUUAAAUUCAUUCAUAUAUUUGUUUAAUACUGGAGACAUAACAUGGUGAUUGUGUAUGCAGCCUGUGCUGGGUACCUGGCAGUGUACAGUGUACACUCUUUGUGUAAUUACAUGGUGCUUGCUAUAUUAUAAUGUAAUCGUAAUGUCCUGCAAUUUUUGUUAUAUGUAUACAUUGUAUUCGUGGAUCUGUUGCAGUGUAAUUAUGGUAUAUCUAAGCGGAGGGUGGGGAGCUCAUGGCUUUCCUCUGGAUUUAUCAAGUGACUCUUUAUAAAGCAGGCUCUGCUGGUGCUGCACGUAAACAGACUGCUUACCUUUCCUUUUUAUUGAGGGAGAACUCACAAAAUACAAGUUUGAAACCUGGCUGGUUUCACAUGUCGAUCAGUUUUGCAUAGGUGCCUGAUGAUAAUUAAAGGGGCAUAGUCACUCCAAGCUUAGUAAACAGUGGGUGUACACGACCUCCUUCCAUUCUGUGUCAGAGCAGACAGGGCUUGCUCUGUCCAUGGAAGCACACCAUUGGUCUUUGUAGAAAGCUCUGUUCGAAUCUUAGUAAAUAUACCUUUAUUGUUUCACACACAUACGCAGCAUCAAGAUCCAGCAGGGCUGAUGAUAAUUCAGAGUUGAAACCCAGCUUCAUAUACUAGAAGACAGGCAGCAUGGAACGCGUGAAGUUUCCAGAAAUCCUCUCAUGUACUAAUGCUAUGUCUGCUAAUUUCAUAUAAAAAUGCUCCAUGGCUUCCAUUGAUCAGUCCAAACUCUGCUUUCAAACCUUUUAUCUCCCACUCUGUUAGAACGCGGUGUUUGACUGCAGAAUAUGGGGAUUGUCUAUUCUGUUCGCAAUGUGUCAUGGGAUUUGUAGUCCUUUUGUUCAAGAACUUGGCUGCAGAAUGCUGAGCAGGAAGUAGUUGGUGUUUGUAUGGAAUCUUUUAUUAACGGCUAGGUCAAGCUACUUUAUUGUUAUAAUUUAAUACAAUUAAGAUCUUAUUAAGGAAAUACGUGAUCAAUUAAUAAAAAAAAUAAAAAAGAGUUUAGCAUCCAUCAAAAACCUGAGCUUUUAAGAGAAUGACAGGCUAGACAUCCCAUUACCGAUUAUCCCCAUUUGUGGGGGUUGGAUAUUUUAAAUUUGUAUUCUGGAUGACAAAUGCUUUAUUGUUGUGACUAACCACCUCGCCACCCUCUUAUUCUCUCUCUCUCUUUUUCUCUCUCUCUCUCCAUAGACCUUCAUUUACAAUUCUACAAAGAGAAUAUAUUAGAACAUUUUAAAGUGUAAACACCACUUAAAAAUGAGCAUCAGUUGACAUAGCUACUUAAAAAUAGCUCAUCUGGUUGCCCUAAAAUUGUGUAAGAGAGAUGAGCAGCUUUAGGUUAAAGUACACCAGUCAUGUAAAAAUACCAUAAUUGCACGUUGUUAUUUAAAUAUCUAUGCAUUGAGCUAUCCAGCUGGCUAGAAAAUAUAUGUAUUUUUUUAUUUUUAUUCAGAGUUGAAGUUUAAGCUUAUACCUAGGCCUGUAGGAAAUCAGUACAAAUGUGUAAACUACAGGUCUGCAAGUGCAGAGGUAUGUGGAAGAAUCUAUGGACUCCCACAAUGCAUGUAUUAAUUACAUUCUGUGAGUAAGCCGUCUGUAGUUUAGUUGUGAAUAUUUUAAUGCAAAAUCAAGGCAAACAACUGAGUUAUUUACUAAACUAUAAAAUUACUGAAUUAAAAAAUGAGAACAUUUAGAUAAAAUAGCCACAUUGUGGCUGUAGCUGAGUUGGAAAAAAUAUUUCUGGUAGAACUAUCUUAACUUAAACUCUAAUUUCAGUUGACUACAAGUGAACACCCUUGUAUUGCUUACACUGUUUACUAAGAAGAGGUUUCAGUAGCACAGUGUAUGGAAUAUCUGCUUAACAGGGCCAUUUUGAAAUAUUUGUUUAGUACAUUGCCAAUUAUCUUCCCUUAGUUUAUUCUGUUACUAUGACACAAAUUGAAUGAAUAUGCAAGGGGUUCCCAGUUCUCUGGAAUUUCUGCCCGAUGAAACAGCGUUUUUACAAAUUCUUUACCCUCUCAUUCUUUACCUGCUUACUUUUAAUCUCCGUUACCAGUUUGUUUGCGCUUUAAAUGCUUGCUAACUUCAAAACGGUUAGUUGUUACAAGUAUGACAAUCUCAUAACGCAAUAGUAACUAAAAUUUUGCAAAGACUAACUGAGCAUACAAGAUUUAGGUUGACAAGGUUAGCUAUUUUUGGCCUAAUUAUUUCAAAGAUAAUACAGACAGGGUUAAACGUCUAUAUAAUUGUAAUUAAACUUAUUUAGGCUGUUUUUAGACCUGGGUAGAGCUAUUUUGUAACACCGUGAUAUCAUCAAUGAUAAGAACAAAAGUUGACAAAUGUCCUGCCCCCGAAAAAAAAUAAAUAGUUUUUGAAUAUCAUUUAUGUCCUUGUUUGAGCCCAUUCCUCCUCUGUCUUGUUCUAUAAGACCUGACUCAGCAUAGGCCACAUUUAAUUUCAUCCUCUACACAGGAUUUCCCUAGCUGAAGGUGUUUCCCAUUAAACAAAAAGUUUGAGUAAUCUGUUACUGCGACCUCACCACACAGCGAAAUACGUACAGCACGCUGCCACCACAUUAGGGUAGAAGCAAGCUAGUAAUUUUACAAAAUGGAUUGAGUUGAACAACAAGAAUUGUACCUACAAUGGAUUUUCGCUUUGACAUCCUCACCUUAACAGUCUUAAAGGGAUACUCCUAAGCACAAUAACCACACCAGAAAGCUGUAUUAAUGCAGUCACCUGUGCUGCAAUUGACCCUGCUUGAGGCCUUUCCCACUAGCAGGACAAUCCUCUCUACUGACUUCCAUGCUGCACGUUGGUGUCAGUCCUAUACUGCUCCUGCAAGCAUGAGAAAUGCUUGCUGGGGGAGUAGUAUAUUGACAGAGAGAGAGAACUGCCUGGGGGAUGGUUUUCUUUCUCUUCCUGUUACUCAGUACUCUACUUAGACUUGUAUGCUGUCAGCAAAGGUCUAAUGCGGAGGAUUGAUUCACAGUUGGAGGAGAGGCCAAAAUAUAGUAAAUUAUAAUUUUUAUUUAUUUUUAUUUCUGCUAGCACAAUGUUAUAUGUAAUACUAUUUAAUUUAAACCCAUGGUCUUUUUAAGUUUUCCUUUUCUUAUGCCCACUGUAUCUUACUAGUUAUAAUUUCUCACUUGCCUUUAUUUAUAUUCAUUAUCUUUUCUUCCCACUGCUGGAUCUCAAUACCUGGGUGCUGCCAUUUUGUUCUCCUCGGCCCGUGAGGUCUGCAAUCUGCUCUUCUGUAGAAUUUGGUUUUAUAGAGGAUUGUGGGUAAAUUUGAUUGGCAGCUGAAACAUGGACCCUGCAUAAAGUUCUUCUCCUUUGUCAAGUUUUGUCAGCUUGACGGCUAUACAUCUGGAAAAGUAGUCCCUAUUUUUCCUUACGUAUUGUAUAAAAAUUAGAGAUCUAAAUAAAGUAAAUACAUAUAGAGAACUGUUUAGAAGCAGAUUAAAUUAAGUUUAUUUUUGUUGCGAGUUUCUUUGCUUGUUGAAAUCCAACUUACUUUAUUUAGCUCUUUACUAGUCCUGAGCACCUCCAUCUUUGUGUGUGUGCUACAGUGUCAAUCAUGUUAUGUUCUCUUCCUCCAUUGAUUUGUGCCCUAGCUGUGCCAGGGCCAUACUAGAUUGUUCUGACAACUACUAAAUAUUUAAUUUACAUUUUAAAAUAAAAUAAAACGAAGCAUUACAUAAAAAAUGGUUGUAGUUAAAUUAAUAGGUGAUUACCCACCCCCAAUGUUAUAUUCAGUGGUAUAAUUCUUAAAGAAGUUACAGUUCCCUUUUUUUUAAGUUACUGUUUUAAAAAGGUGUAGUCUAAUUUGCACUAUUGUUUCAUAAUCUAAAGUUUCUUUCUUGUGGUACGUAUUCACAAAAUCAAAAUUUUAUUUACAUUGGAAGCACCGCAUACAUAAAUUCGUGAAUAAUCCAAAGUGAAGAAAGCCAAAGUGGUCCUUGGCAGAUUUUUGGAGGCAUGUUGGAAAGUGUCCAGAGUUGUAUAUUAGUGGUGGGCAAAGUAAUCCACACUGUGGUUAAGCACUUUUUCCCCCCCCCCAGAAUUCAGGGUGACAUGUGAAAAGUAGAAGGAGGGUGCCUUCACGGUCACCAAUUAUUGUUACCAGGGAUGGAGCAUUGAUUUCUAGAAUUCUAGCUCAAGUAUGACAAAAGAGUAGGUUACUGCUCUACCUGCAAUUUAAAGUAAAGAUGAAUUCUGUGCAGCUACAUGGGCCCGAUCAUUGCUGCACAGUGGCAGUGGAAAAUAUGCAAUGAUUCACAUGGAAAAAAAAUAGGCACUACAGAGCUACUAUUAUUUAUUAACCCCUUAAGGACACAUGCCAUGUGUGACAUGUCAUGAUUCCUUUUAUUCCAGAAGUUUGGUCCUUAAGGGGGUAAAGGUACACUACAUGCACCACAACCAAGUGUGAUGUAAUGGUUAUGGUGUCAGAAGUGCCUAUGUAAGUAGUUGGUUUGACAACAGUUCUACAUACAAGUGCUUCCCAUUCAUGAGCAUUGCUGCUCGAGAUCUUGGAAACCAUAUCAGAUAUUGUGCUGAAAACAUGAUAUAAAUGCCUCAUAUGAUUUUUUAAUUUUUUUUUGUUUUUAAUUCUUCUCACCCUUUUCUUUAUAUCCCCAUUUCCUUAUAUCCCCCCAAUCCCCUUCAGUCAAAUGCAUCAGUACAAUCCGCUAGGAUAUACAUCCCUGAUGGGAUCUUUCUUCGUGAACUUUCUAAUUAGCUGCUGGGAAUUCUUGCUGUACGUGGUUGCUAUGUACUACACUGUUUUGCUUUCCUCUUCACAAAACAAUGUCACUGAAAUAUCUUUUUUAAGAUGGAUAUCUUUAACAGUCUCCCUUUAGCAUGGUUGACAAGUCCAAGGCCGAGAUCUCUGUCUAUAUUAGGUCAGGUGCACCCUAACCCAAAACAAGUUUAUUGGGCUAAAUGCUUUAAUCUGCUAACUCAGGAUACUUAGUCUUUUUACCACUUAGAUCCACCAAACCAUAGCAAGGUUGAGCUUGCUAUUAUCUAAUUUUCCUCAGAACAUGAGUGGAUAUACAUUUGUUUCUAACAGAGUCCCUGGUGUGGGGAUGUAUGGGGUGUCAAGACUUCCCCACAUGUGUGUUAAAUUGUUAUAUCCAACACAGACUCUUCUCAUUUUCACAUUAAUCUAAUCUAGAGGUAUGACUGAGGGUGCAGCUAUUGUAUUUACAGAGUGUUUUUGUUUUGUAUCUAUAUGUAUGUAUAUUUUUCUGUAAUAGGUUUUUUUUUGUGUGUAGUAUUUCCUUUAAUUGCAUUCAUUAAAAGGACAUUUUCUAAAACAAUAUGUGUAUUUAUAAAUGUAUAAUGUUUUCAAUUUUUACUUUUCUUUUCAUUAUGUUUAGGCAAGGCAUCUGUAUAUUUGUGAAUUCCAUAAGAACACAAUUCAGAGUUUAAGAAACAAAAGGAAAAGGAAAGGCAGUGAUGAUGACGGUGGUGAUUCCCCAAUACACGACACUGAUAUACCUGAGGUAUUAUUUGCUUUCCUUAAAAAUAAAUCUAAUUUGUUGUUAGUCAAGAUCAAUGCACAGCAUAUUCUUGUAUUUUUAUUUAUUAUUAUUAAUAAUAUUAUUAAAGUAGUACUGUAAUUUAUGUAUCUUUCCACCUUCCUAACCUUGUGCUCCCUUUAUGUUAACUCCUCCACUCCUUGCCACUUACCUUUAUUUAUAUUUAUUAUCUUUUCUUCCUUACUAUCCUUAUUAUCUCAAUACAUGGGCACUUCAAUUUUCUUCUCCUUUGUCCAUAAUGUUUGACUGAUGGAUUGUGGAUACAUUAUUUUGGCAACUAAAAUUAAAACUUGACAACUGAAAUGAAACCUUGCUUAAAGGGACACUGUAGGCACCAAAACAACUUUAGCUUAGGGAGUGGUUUUGGUGUAUGGAUCAUGCCCUUGCUUUCAGAAGUUUAAGUAGGCAGGAUUGUCACAUCUCACUGCAUGUGACUUACACAGCCUUCCUAAACACUUCCUGAAAAGAGAGAUCUAAUGUAUAAACAUUCUGAUUAAUUUAGAAUGCAUCUCCUUCUCAAUUAAAGGGACACUCCAACUCCCACUACCCUUAACCCUGCAAGUGUAAUUAUUGCAGUUUUUGUAAACUGCAAUAAUUACCUUGCAGGGAUAAGUCCUUAGAACACAGAGUGUUUUAACCCCUUAAGGAAACAUGACGGAAAUAUUCCGUCAUGAUUCCCUUUUAUUCCAGAAGUUGUGUCCUUAAGGGGUUAAGCGACGCUAGACAUCCUCACACUAUGUAAGGACCCCCAGCGUCGCCGAAAUCCCCAUAGGAAAGUACUGAAUAAUUGAAUAAUGCUUUCCUAUGGAGAGGUCUAAUGCGCGUGCACGUCAGCGGUGAAGGAGGGUAGGCGGAGCUUGACCCAGCGCAGAGGGACAUCGGCGCUGUACUCCGGUAAGUCACUAAAGUUUUAACCCCUUCAGCAACUUGGGCAUUGCUUGUGGUUAUGGUGGAGUGGGCUGUAGAAGAAAAAAGCUUUUCCGUCUAUCCUUGCACUCUCACAUGGCAUAACUCUGCGUGGCUGCAGUGCUCAUCAGUGAAUGAAUGGGUAGAUGAAUAAUUAAAGAGGAACUAUCACUUCCCAGAAUUUGUAAUACUAUGUUUAAGUAUCACUAUAUUUAUAUAAGACAUGUAUUACAAAAAAACAACAAAGAGAAAUAACAUUAAAUGUAGAAAUACACAAAUCUGUCCUGCAACUCGGCACCUCCAUCUUUUUUCCCCCUUCAUUUAUAGUUAUAAGCUCUGUUCUUUGCAGCUCGCAGUCAAUAUAGAGAAAGCAUACAGAAAUGAGGAAAAUAUUUAAUAACAUUUCUAAUUCACCACUUCAUUUGUAGUGUUUGCCUGGCUUUGCCCUGUCUAUAUUAUAUUAUGUCAUUUGCUAAAUCUCUUAAAUUUAUUUAAAAAGGAACAGUGUAUCUCUUGGAAAAUAAGUUAUAGCUGAUUUUCAAUGUAUGUUCAAUGGUGUAAAUUCCAGAGUAAUUACAGUUCCUUUUUAAACUGGCAAACCAGUUUAUCCAUGUACAAAAGUUUGCAUAUGCAUGUGAGCUUGUGAGUGUAUGAAUUGAUGUUUAUGUAUGUAUGAAUAAAUGAGUGACUGUCUAGUUAUAUAUGUAUACCUGUCUUUUUGUGAGUUGUAGAUUGUGUGCGCACGCAUAUGUGUAUUUGUAUGAAAAUUAUGCCAAGUUCCUGAUUUCUGGCUUUGAAACUUUUGGUAUAUUUUGUGAAUCCGUUUUUUAAAAUAAUAAAUAUCUGGAAUUAAAUCUAAACACUUCAAACAAUCCUGUUUCAUAAUGCCAGCACCAUUGCAAGCUGUUCAUUUACGUUGCCGAAGUAAGCACUUUGUUCUGAAUGUCAACAUCAUAAAAGCAAUAAAAACAAUCUUUACUGUUGCCUUUAUUAUACAGAAUGACUUUCAUGGAGGAAUAUAACAUGAUUCAAUUUUUCAGGUGGACCUAUUCCAGCUGCAAGUAAACACCCUAAGAAGGUAUAAGAGGCAUUUCAAACUGCAAGCAAGACCUGGACUGAAUAAAGCACAGCUUGUUGAAGUAAGUGGAAAGCAGUAUGGCUUUGAACAAAAUUAAAUUUUAACAAAAAUAAAAUUCUUAAUGCAACAGAAAGUUGGCCUUGUGACUACAUCAUAAUAAACAGUGUAUUGUAGGGUCAUGAACCAAACUGGAUGCAUUUUAAAAUAAAGUCUAUGCUUUUACUUUAGUAGCCAGACCUGAUGAACCUGGGGGUUUGGUUACAGCAUAUCUAUCAUACAUUGCAUAAGCCUGCCACAAUGUCAAUGUACCCAAUAUUUGGUUCAUAAGAGCAGGCAUUAGGCUGUGAGAGUAGGACCUGCCAAAGAUGGGGCACAUUGACGUUGUGGCAGGCUUUUGCAAUGUAUCAUCAUAUACUGUAACUAAACCCCCAUUAUUUUUGCCUAGAUUAGAUGUUUCUAAAAAAACUAAUACAAUUUGUGAGCUUUGAAGUUGCUGUUUAGUGGAUAAGUGAGUGCGCUGGAUCUUGUGUGUAUGUCCCUUUAAAUUAAAAAAUUAGCUACAGGAGUGUGUACCUCUUAUUUAUCAUCCCACAGGCUGUGCACAGUUAUUUCCUUUGCUAAAGGUGAGAUUAUAUAAAGUUUGAUUUAGUUUGAGGGAAACCACAAGUAAUAAAUAUGCAGUACAAAUAGUGUAAAAGGUUUAAAAAUAUCAGGAAGUAUUACUUUACUGAGAGGGUAGUGGAUGCAUGGAAUAGCCUUCCAGCUGAAGUGGUAGAGGUUAACACAAUAAAGGAGUUUAAGCAUGCGUGGGAUAGGCAUAAGGCUACCCUAACUAUAAGAUAAGGCCAGGGACUAAUGAAAGUAUUUAGAAAAUUGGGCAGACUAGAUGUGCCGAAUGGUUCUUAUCUGCCUUCACAUUCUAUGUUUUUAAAUAUAUUGCUUAUUACCUGCCUAAAUAUCUCGCAUGAGAAACCAGUAACUUACAAAUGUAGAAGAGUGACUGGCCUUAAGAAACAUUUAUUGGGCGAAAGGGGACAUUUAAAGGGGGUUUGCGUGCUCAGUAGUGUAUAAUUGUUUUGACUAUUUUGCAUGUUCAACAAACAAUGUUGAAACAUUUGUGUCUGUAAUUCCUGCUAUGGGUUGAAUAUGAAUCUGUCCAUUGGGUUUCUGUAUAAAGAACUGUUUGUGUGACAAAAAAGGAAAGUUUAACAAUCAGCAGAAACAUUUGUUUUGUUUCCAUGGUGAUUAUUUCCUUUUCAGAACUUUGCUCAACAAUGCCUGUUGGUGCAUGAUCCCCAUUAGGUUUGUUUCAUUACAUAUGAAAGACAUACAGAUGCAGUGCCAGGGCAUCAGUAUAACGUGAUGAUAAAAAGUAGGGAUGUGCAUGGGCAAAACAUUUGGGACUUUGGCAAAUCGGGACUUCGGCAGUUCGGUUUGGGACUUCGGCAAUUCCCUAACCACCACAAACACUUACACAUCUAGGGUUAGGGGUCAGUAUUAGGGUUAGAUUCCUGUCAUUAUUAUUCAUUUUCCCUCCCUCUCUUGUUUUGCAACUUUUCAGAAAUCCAAAGCACUUUGGCACUUCAGCAAUUCAGUUAGGUUCUGUACUUCCGAAAUUUGACACUUCGGCAGUUCGGUCAGCACUUCCGAAAUUCGGCACUUUCGAAUGUCCACGGAAGCAUUAGAAUUUCCAAAUUGCUGAAAUUCAUCCGAAUUUACAUUUGGAACAAAACGAAUUGCACAUGUAUAAUAAAAAGGCAAACAGGAGCAAGGUAUGGUCACAUAAUAGGGACACAGAUUAGGAUUACAAUACAGUGCUGUAUCGUGACAUAAGGGCUGGCCCAUUGGAUUCAUAAAUAGACCUGAGGAUAUAUAUCAAAGUUCUGGAUGCUGGUCUCAGGUAUGCAUGGGAAAGGCAGGUGUUCUCAAAUAGGAGCUAACGGAAGUAAGAAGAAAAACCCCUGGCAGUUUCAUUAAUUAUUUAUAAAGAUGCCGAUUUCUAAUAGAAGUCAGCACUUUUAUAAACUGUGCUUAUUAUGGGAUACUCCUUAGUCAUUACUGCAAUUCUAUAAAUACUUGUAAAAACAUAACAUACAGGGAUAUACUUUCUAAUUAGUGGGGUAAUAGCUGCUUGAUCCAAGGAGACAUCUGACUGCUAUUUUGGGGUCAAGAAGGAAUUAUUUCCUAGUUUGUUGCAAAAUUGGAAGUGCUUCAGACUGGGUUUUUUGCCUUCUUUUGGAUCAACAGCAAAAACAUACGUGAGGAAGGCUGAACUUGAUGGACGCAAGUCUCUUUUCAGCUAUGUAACUAUGUAUGUGCUUUAUGGGUGUCGAGUGGUCCUUUAAAUACCAAAUAAGAAAAAAAAAUCCCCCCCUUAUAUUUGUUUACAUUAUGGUUUAUGUAUUUUAGUCCUUCACCUCAAAAAUGGUAAUUUAAAUGGCUUUAAUUUAUUUUUUAGUUAUAUGUUUUAUUUAUCAUUUCCCCCCCCAACUAACUGUUGUUUUUUUUUAAUGUAGUUAAUGUCCUUGGUAUGAAAUAUGUGCUCCCAUUGGGAUUUAAAAUGUAACUUGCAUAUUUCAUUGACAUUUCUUAAUUUCGUCUUUCAGAUAAUUGGCUGCCAUUUCAGGUCACUCCCGGUGAAUGAAAAGGACACCUUAACGUAUUUCAUCUGCUCUGUGAAGAAUGACAAAAGCAAGACAGAUCACAAAUCUGAUGGGGGGCUUCAUUAGAGUUGAUCCAUGCUGUACAUUUUUGAACUUUACAAAAAAAAAAAAAAAGUGCUUGUAAAUAAAACUAGAUGUUAUUUUAGUACUUGAUGUGGGACCUGUAUUGGUUGAAGUACAGCAAAUUCACUUUUCUUUCCUGAAAUGUAAAUUUUAGAAGGAUAUUUCUUUUGUUCCUAUCUAUAUAUGGUUUAUGGAAUGACCAGUUCAUGUCUAGGAACAUUCUGAGCACCAUAAUCACCUCAGGCUGCUAUAGUUAUUAUGUCAGUGGUGCUGUAGAGCACACGGUGCUGUAGGGCCACGGACCGAUGCUGGACCGCGGAAGCUUUCACCCAAACUAUACUGUGGGAUGAAAGCUUUUGUGGACAGUCAAUAAAUUGCAGCAAGAUAUUUCCCCAGUGCUAUGAUCUUAUGAUAGCACCGGUAAAUGUGCCUCCCUCUCCCUUACUGAAUCUGCAGGACCGGAGGGGAGAUCAGAGGUGAAGGGAAGGGGGAUAUCAAGAUUACUAUUUUUCUUUUAAUUAUAAAAAAAUAUAUUUAUUAAUCUAUCCUCCAACCACACAGACCCACAAUCAUUUUCCCUUAUACACACACACACACACACUGCAUCCCUCACACAUACCAUUUGGUUUUAUUUCUGGCUGAUGCAGGUCUGAGAAAUAUUUAUCCUAAUUUUGCCAGUCUCCCGGUGCUAAUGGUUGCAGAACACUGCUGUAGAGCAUAUCUGAUAAGCAGUCAAACUGUUUUAGUAUGGCUCGACAACUUAUCUGGGUCUCGUAACAUGCCCACAGCCGCAGUCCCUGCUUCCAGUCUUCUGCAGGAGAAUCCAGUUAGCAUGACAUAACUAAGCAAGGCCAUGCAGGGCCACUUUCACUGGCUUAAACAGCUCAACUGAUGCUCUGCGCCAAUACCUGUGACCAUGCUUACCUCUGUAAAACGAACUGGAUACUUCUGGAGGAGAAGACUGGAAGUAGAGGGCUGCGGCCGUGGGCCCUGGCGGGACCCAGAUAAGUUGUUAAACUGUACUAAAAUGGUUAGACUUCAUACCACUGGACAGCGCCAGGGCUCUCGUGACACCACAACCGCUACAACGGAUUGUAGUGGUUAUGGUGCUUGGAGCGUUCCUUUAGAUAUUUCCUAUAUCUGAAGCAAUGACUAGUUUGAAUAAUUGUUAAAAACAUUUACCAGAACUUACAUUAAAGAAUUGUGUAUAUUUUAAAUCAUAAUGUCUGUUUUACAUUAAGAGACCAGUUCCACUUUCAAACAUUGGUCUGGAAUAAUCUGCACCUUAUGCUGUGGACAAAGCAUUUUGCCAGUGUAAAUUAUGAGAUGUACAACUCUUUACAUGCGCUUUGUAUUAUUAAACAGAUGUGAGGAAUAUUUACUCAUUUCAGAUUUAUGUAUUGAUUAUUUAAAUGAUUAUUGUGUUGGUUCACUUAGCCAGAUCAAUAUAUCCCUUUGUUUUUUUAAAACAAUUUUUUAGUUCAAGUCGAGUAAAAUCUAAGCAAUUUUCUGCUGAUGUCACUGGAAUCACCAGAUAGAAGAAAAAAAAAAAGCUGUUUUUCCUACUGUUUUGACCUUGAAGAUUUUCCAUAGAAUAAAAACUGACCUAAUCCGUCACAGUUUACACCAGAUAUAAAAACCUGUGGUGUGUCAUUAAACUUAUGAGUAUGUCAGUAAAUAGAGAGAUUUUAUGAACCAUCAAGUGAUUAUUUCAAACCUAUUGAUGUGUAUUUCAGUUACCAGAAGUGGACAACAAUAAAACCCAAUAACCCAAAUAAGUUGACCUGUAUGUUUCACUUUUUAGAUACCACUAUUCAUUGUAGAAGGUUUUACUUUUCUGUUUAAGCAUAUGUGAUACCAAAAUGGGAUAUUAAUAACUAAUAUAGAAGGCUGGCUGGUUCUAAACAUGUCUGUAUUUUUGCUUACCACCAUAACAAUGUCAUUUAAACUGUAAUGAGGUUCCGGAUCUCAUUACUAAACGCUUCUACAAAUUGCUUUUAGACUUCCAAUUUACUUGUAUUGGAUAAUUUAAUGCUGUAGUUUGACCAGUCCCUAAUACUGUAUGAUCCCCUCUAGAAGUUGCACUUUCCUGUCCUGGGGAUUUUUCACCUCUUAAAUGUUGGCAUGUAAGUCUCCGGACUCACCUGAAUGUAUAAUAUUGUAAUGGCUUUAAUGAAUAAAAACAAACAAAUAUCCUGUUUACUGUUGUAUGAAAAGUUGACCCGAACACAUUCACAACUUGCUUUUCUGAUCUGAACAUACAAAACACACACAAUUUGUUGUUUAUAAUAUAUAUUGG
Messenger RNA from Pelobates cultripes (western spadefoot toad), 13950 nucleotides. NCBI's taxonomy places the organism in Eukaryota, Metazoa, Chordata, Amphibia, Anura, Pelobatidae. The record is from the annotation of a GenBank genome assembly.